This is a messenger RNA of Triplophysa dalaica, 1103 nucleotides long. It is a transcript of the gene srsf9, whose product is annotated as serine and arginine rich splicing factor 9. Gene Ontology annotation, molecular function: mRNA binding. The transcript is spliced from 5 exons. Bases 305 to 1099 code for a protein of 264 amino acids. The record is from RefSeq and is a predicted model, not a curated record. Gene Ontology annotation, cellular component: ribonucleoprotein complex; nucleus; cytoplasm. Lineage: Eukaryota; Metazoa; Chordata; Actinopteri; Cypriniformes; Nemacheilidae.
CUGAAGGGGGCGAACGUUUGUUUCACUUCCUGAUCCGGGGCGGGGAAGCGCGCGCGCUUGUUUAUCUGUGGAAUUUUAUCACCAACUGCAGAUUAUAGAGUUUUCAGACUUUGAUCCUGGAGGGGGUCCUAUGCUGGGUUACUUGAACUCAACAUGUACUGCCACCACCAGAAUUUAGAGUUUUAAAUAGGGGAUAUUAGAAGGACGGACUAGAGUUGGGAUAUUCUGAACGCCGUGUGGUGGAAUCGCUUUUUUUCUACGAAGGCUGCAGCUCCAUUCGGUUUGUGUUAGCAGGGUUUAAGCCAUGUCGGACGGGCGGAUCUAUGUGGGAAACCUUCCUAUGGACGUGCAGGAGAGGGACAUUGAGGAUAUCUUCUACAAAUACGGAAAAAUACGGGAUAUUGAGCUGAAGAACAACCGAAGCACCAUCCCGUUUGCCUUUGUCCGUUUUGAGGAUCCACGGGAUGCGGAGGACGCUGUCUUUGGAAGGAAUGGAUAUGAAUUUGGAAACAGUAAGCUGCGUGUGGAAUACCCGCGAUCCUCUGGAUCUAAGUUUAGUGGACCUGCGGGAGGAGGAGGAGGAAGAGGAGGAGGAGGAGGAGGAGGUGGAAGAGGAGAGGGGAGGAGGUUUAUGCCGGUGGUCCGUAGAUCCGAGUUCCAGGUUCUUGUGACCGGUCUGCCUCCCACAGGCAGCUGGCAGGACCUGAAAGAUCACAUGCGGGAAGCGGGUGACGUGUGUUUCGCUGACGUGCAGCGGGAUGGGGAGGGUGUGGUUGAAUUCCUCAGGCGUGAGGAUAUGGAGUAUGCUCUGCGUCGUCUGGACAACACAGAGUUCAGAUCGCACCAGGGAGAGACUUCAUACAUCAGAGUGAUGGAGGACAGGGGUACGAGCUGGGGUCGCUCGCGUUCCCGGUCCCGGUCCAGGUCCAGGUCUAGGUCUAGGUCUAGGUCUCGCGGUCGCUACACCCCCCCCUACCAGAGUAGAGGGUCACCUCCUCCGCGCUAUCGCUCCCCCCCACGACACAUGUCCCGCCAUAGCCCCCCAUCCCGACGAGCCGCCCUCCAGCAUCACAGCCCACCUCCACGCCACUACCGAUGAAGCG